This is a messenger RNA of Helobdella robusta, 2412 nucleotides long. RefSeq lists its product as hypothetical. Bases 1 to 2412 code for a protein of 803 amino acids. The transcript is spliced from 2 exons. Lineage: Eukaryota; Metazoa; Annelida; Clitellata; Rhynchobdellida; Glossiphoniidae. The record is from RefSeq and is a predicted model, not a curated record.
AUGCCCAACAACAACAACAACAACAAGAUCAACAGCAACAACAAUAAUAAUAAUAACAAUAAUAAUAAUAAUAAGUUCGCAGACGUCCGGAAUGAGGUAACAGACAUGGCGGAGAAAUGUUGCAAUGGCGGCAAAGUAUCUCAUCAUUCAGAUGCCGAUUCCGAUUGCUGCAUUGCAAGUGACGUCAUCCUCAACAACAACAACAAUAACAUCAACAACAACAAAACAGAAACAUCGACAAUUUCAACGACAUCUCAUUUAGUUCCGUGGUCAGUUCUGGACAAAGAAGAAUUUCAAUCAAUCGUAGAACUAGCCAUUUCAGAUAUGAUGUCACUUCCGGUUAAAUUUUCAAGUGACGUAGUUGGUAAAAAUAAAAAAUUACUUAGCGCUAAUUUUGUGAAAAAAGAAAUUCAGAACACUGGCGAAAAUAAUGAAAAUAACAACAGCAACAGCAGCAGCAGCAGCAGCCAUUCAUCUGACUUAUCUAUGAAGCCAGAAUCAAACUCAAACUGGAUCAAAAUUCCAUCUUCAAACUCAGAUCCACUUUUAAAAGCAACUGACAAUGACGUCAUCAGCAAGUACAACAACAAUAACGAUGACAACAUCAACUGCAGCACCAACAACAACCACAACAAUAACAACAACAACGACAAAGUGAUUGACGUAAAAAGAAUAAAAAACGAAACUAAAGCCGAAAACCAAACCGAAAUCAAACGGGAAUUUUUUCCCCAAAAAUCCAGUGCCGAAAUGGCUCAAACAAAUUUGGCGGAUGUGAAGAGUAGAGGGUUUUUAUCAAUUGAAAAUAUUUUAAAUGAAAGUUACAAGUAUUCAAAUUUUACAAAUUUGCAUGAUUCCGUCUGCAAAUUGUCAAUCUCAAAUAAUAAUACCCUUUCUUGGAAAUCUCCAACAUCAUCAUCAUCAUCAUCAUCCCUAUCAUCAUCAUCUUCUUCAUCAUCAUCAUCAUCAUCGUGCACAUCACCAUCAUCAUUAUCACCAUCAUCUUCCAUUUCGAGAACGUGGACUAAUGGAUCGGUGACACCAUCGUCAUCAGCAUCAUCGCCAACUUCCGGUCAAGGCAGGCCUAAAACGAUGACGUCAUUGAGAAUGCCCCAACUACUUGUCCAUACGUCAUUUUCAUCAUCAGUUUCCUCCCCAUCUCCGUCAUCAUUAUCGCCAUCGUCGCCAACUUCACCGACAUCUUCAUCAUCAUUUCAUCAACCACCAUGGCCACCAUCAUCACCAUCAUCAGCAGCAGCAACAGCAACAGCCACAAUAGCAACCACAACGGCCAAAACAUACGAUCAUCUUCCAAUGCUACUCCCAAUAACACCAGCAACAUCUGAGCAAAUACUCUGCAAUCAAGAAUUGAUCAAACAACAACAGCAACAUCAGCAUCAACAACAAAUCUUCUACAUGACGUCAUCGCUAUUUCACACUUCCGGCUGGAUAGGAUUGGAUAAAAAAAUGCUGAAAGAUUUGGUGGAUAAUCUAUCUGAGGAUUCGAUAAAGCGAGAUCAAAGGCGCGAUACAUUUCUAAUGGACUACGAGAAUAACUUACAUUUCAUUCCAAACAGCCCUGCCAUGCUACAAAAUUAUCAAAAUUUCGUUAAAAGAGAGAACUACAACGACAUAACCGGGUUUUUAUAUCGAGAAAACCACGUCAUGAAGCCCGUUUCGCAGUUUGGUUAUAACGAAUAUAACAUAAAUACAAAUAUCUUUAGCAAAGAAACGAACGCGGCUGACAAAUUAACAACAGAAAAAGAAUUCAUGACGCGGAAACGUAGAAGAAGUGAAGAAAUGAAGAAGAAGAAAGAAAGAAAUUCAUCAACAUCGGCGUGUGUGACGUCAACCACAAUGGCGGAAAACGAGAUGGACCCCAAGGCUCUCGAUAAUUCGAAGUCGAAUGGAGCGGAAAGAAAAAUAGCUAAAGAGCCGUGGGUUAGCGUCGAUAAGAGUUUAGUUCUUAGUGUCGUUGAGUCGUUAGUCGGGAAGUUAUAUGGCGAUGAUGUAGGAAGAACAAAUCCGCUCAAUAGCGUUGAGAAUAAAAAUGCUAAUCCCACUCGCAAUCCCAUCCACAAUCCCAAUCCUGAUUCUAACCAUCCCGGCAACUAUAGCAUUAGCUUUCUGUCCAAGUCGAUAGGUGUUGAUCAGCAGGGCAGCCAUCCAGAUGAGCGUCAGUCGCAGGAGCAGCAGUCAGCUACGGAGAAAGACAACAUCGGAAAAUGGAAAAAUGAUCUGAUGAGGAGAUUAAGAAACAAUUCCUCCACCAAACAUCAUCAACAUCAACAUCUUCAUCAGCAUCAGCAGCAACAACAUCAUCAUCAGCAACAGCAGCAGCAACAACAACAGCAACAGCAGUUUAACUGCUGGAUCGCCAAAUCUAAUCAAAAGCAAAAAGUCAUUUACAGUUAG